GCGUGGUAAUGAGGUAAGUACAGGACUGAAAAAGAAGAGACCAUAAAAGCCAAACGGAGACCAUUCUAUUUCUUCUCUUCUCACCAACCACAGCCAUGCAAACGCUACUUCUGCCGGCAACACGCGCCGGCAGCUUCGCGGCGGCGGCUCCUCUCUCAGCCUCCGCCAUCGCCGCCCCUCGUCUCCCCCAACCAUUUCUCCGGCCAUAUUCCCUGCCCUCACUCCCUCUCAAUUUGACUCGUUCUUCUUCCUCUCUCGGUUCCUCCCUCGCUGGUCAACGAUGGAAAAAGCUUCCAUUAAUCGCACGCGCUUCUUCGCAAGUGUCUCCGGUUUCCACUCACUCCAACGGCGAAUCAGAGAAGGCGAAACUCGAGCAGGUGGCGAAGAGAUUGGAGAAGACGGCGAGGCAUUUCAAGCGUUUGGGUAGCUUAGGGUUUUGGGGUCAGCUAGUGUGCACCGUCGUGGCUGCCGUUAUACUCUCGUUUUCCGUCGUCAUCACCGGAAAAGUGACGUCGCCGGCCACGUUUUAUGCCACUGCGGGUGGAAUAGUGGCUGCCUUCAUUUCCGUGUUUUGGUCCUUUGGCUAUAUUCGCCUCUCUGAGAAGCUUCAAAGAACUGCAAAUGACCCUACCAAGGCACCCCCUCGCGCUGAUGUAGUGAAAGGGUUGAAAAAUGGUAUAAUAAUGAACCUAUUGGGGAUGGGUGCUGCUAUCCUUGGAAUGCAAGCCACGGUUGGAUUGUUAGUUGCAAAGGCUCUCACUUCCUCAGCCAACCCGUAUUAUCAGGGAAUAUCACCUGGUAACAGCCCAGUUCUCGCAUUGGAUGUAUUUUUGGUGCAGGCUUCAGCGAACACUAUUCUUUCUCAUUUCCUUGGGCUUGUUUUCUCACUCGAGUUGUUGCGAUCAGUCACACUUCCGCCUUCAGAAGCAACUCCAUUUCCCAAGUUUGCAUAAUGGUUGUCUCGAGACUACGUUUUAAGGCCUUCUUCCUAGGCAAUUGACAUCAUCACGUAUUUCCAAUUUCAAAAGAACAUGUGCAAUAUUGCUAAUAAGCAUGAUAACUCAGCAAAUGAAGAUCCUUGGGUUGAUUAUUACAAUGGCAGGAGUAGAUCGCGUUGUCUGUCUACGCUUCACAGCUUGGAGUUAUCACUUACUUUCAUAGCUUGUCUCGGUAUGUGUCAAUAGGAGAAAUUUCGAAAAACAACUUUGAAAUAAUUGUAUAUUAGACCUGUCAUGCUAUCUGCGGGUUUUUGUUUCUUUUCAAAAUACUCGCCAGCUUGUUUGACAGUAUGAUGUGGAGUUUUUUUUAUCAAAGGAACAAAGUUUUUUUUUGUUAGGGUUUCUUUGUGCCCAUGAUUUUGUAUUUGCAUCACUCAUUAUGAUUUAUGCAUCAGAAUCUUGUGCAGUAUUUGU
This is a messenger RNA of Cajanus cajan (pigeon pea), 1412 nucleotides long. It is a transcript of the gene TIC21, whose product is annotated as translocon at inner membrane of chloroplasts 21. The record is from RefSeq and is a predicted model, not a curated record. NCBI's taxonomy places the organism in Eukaryota, Viridiplantae, Streptophyta, Magnoliopsida, Fabales, Fabaceae.